GGUUGUUGCCGGGCUCUAUAUCCGGUGUCCGCCCGCCCUCCAUCCCGCUCCCUCCGCGAUGCUGUCCCGGUCUCGCUGCGUGUCCCGGGCGUUCAGCCGCUCGCUUUCUGCCUUCCAGAAGGGGAACUGCCCUCUAGGGAGACGUUCCCUGCCUGGGGUCUCCUUAUGUCAGGGACCAGGUGGUUACCCUGACAGCAGGAAGAUGGUCAUUAACAGCAGUAGUGUCUUCAGUGUUCGCUUCUUCCAAACCACAGCUGUGUGCAAGAAUGAUGUGAUUACAGUUCAAACCCCAGCGUUUGCAGAAUCAGUUACAGAGGGAGAUGUCAGGUGGGAGAAAGCUGUUGGAGAUACAGUUGCAGAAGAUGAAGUGGUUUGUGAGAUUGAAACUGACAAGACUUCCGUGCAGGUUCCAUCACCAGCAAAUGGCAUCAUUGAAGCUCUUUUAGUACCUGAUGGGGGCAAAGUUGAAGGAGGAACUCCUCUUUUCACACUCAGGAAAACUGGUGCUGCUCCUGCUAAGGCCAAACCAGCGGAAGCUCCUGCUGCAGCCCCAAAAGCAGAGCCGCAAGCACCGGCAGUCUCUCCUCCCUCUGUAGCAACUAUACCCACUCAGAUGCCACCAGUGCCCCCACCCUCACAACUUCCUUCUAGCAAACCAGUUUCUGCAAUAAAACCCACUGCUGCCCCUCCGCUGGCUGAGCCAGGAGCUGCUAAAGGUGUGCGCUCGGAACAUCGGGAGAAAAUGAACCGGAUGCGGCAGCGCAUUGCUCAGCGUCUGAAGGAAGCCCAGAAUACGUGUGCAAUGCUGACCACCUUUAAUGAGGUUGACAUGAGUAACAUCCAAGAGAUGAGAGCUCGGCACAAAGAUGCUUUCCUGAAGAAACAUAACCUCAAACUCGGCUUCAUGUCGGCAUUUGUAAAGGCCUCGGCCUUUGCCUUGCAGGAGCAGCCGGUUGUAAAUGCAGUGAUUGAUGAUGCAACCAAAGAAGUGGUGUAUAGAGAUUAUAUUGACAUCAGUGUUGCUGUUGCUACUCCAAGGGGUCUCGUGGUUCCUGUCAUUAGGAAUGUGGAAACUAUGAACUAUGCAGAUAUUGAACGGACCAUCAGUGAACUAGGAGAGAAGGCCAGAAAGAACGAACUUGCCAUUGAAGAUAUGGAUGGUGGUACUUUUACCAUUAGCAAUGGAGGAGUUUUUGGGUCACUGUUUGGAACACCCAUUAUCAACCCCCCCCAGUCUGCCAUUCUGGGUAUGCAUGGCAUCUUUGACAGGCCUGUGGCUGUGGGAGGCAAGGUGGAAGUGCGACCUAUGAUGUAUGUAGCCCUGACCUAUGACCACCGGUUGAUUGAUGGCAGAGAGGCUGUGACCUUCCUCCGAAAAAUCAAGGCAGCAGUAGAAGAUCCAAGAGUCCUCCUCUUAGACCUUUAGGAGGAAGCCACGCCCCCUACCUAUCAAUCAUGCAGGAACUGAAAACAGUCUUCUCCCUGUCCCCUCAUCAGUCCCAGAGUUCGCCUGACGACAGGCAGGCACCAUACUGUUGGCCUCGAGCAAGGAAGCCAGGGCACUAUAUAACCAGCUUUCACAGGCCUUUCCUUCGUGUUCCUUCUAGACUCUUCCUCUCCCUCUCUGUGUCCUUCUCUUGAGAGAGAGUGAGAGCCCUAAUGGAUGCCCAUUGAUAUCCCACCUUUCUUCCAGCCCUCUGCAAAGAUGGUUUUGUUUCUCCCCAGUAACAGUAUACUACAGGGAUGCCACCAGGGACCAUGUGACCAAGUUUGUCUUUGGAAAGUGCUCUCCAGAGAUGCCUAGGGGGUGCUCUGCCUCCCGGGCUCUGAGCCUCUGUCCCAGCUGUGCAUAUUCUCAGCUGCUGCCACCUGUGUGGAGGUAUCGGACACAGACAAAGGCGCUGCUUUGCUUAAAUGCACCACCAUUCUGAGCUGUCAGUGGCUUCAUGGUGCCUCUCUACCUCUCCAGGAAGCCCAGGCCGGGGGGCCUUGGGGAUAGGCAAUGUGGUGCGGAGUCCCCUGAGGUUACCUUUUAUAAUCCCAGAUGGGAGUAGAACCCUGACUUGCCUCGCGGGCUUCAUUGUAAGCUCACACUGGGAAGAUUCUUUUUGGUGUAAUCACAUACAAUUAUGGUCAUACCAACCCUUCCCAGGGUUCUGGGGUCAUUCUAGAACACUUCGCAUUUAGAGCAGAUUUUUAGUACAUCUUGGCGGUGAGUGAGGGAAGAGCCUGGUGAAGGGACUGGCUCUGACCAGAUCAGGUUGGCUAGAGUUCUCAAAUUCAAGGAGGAAUCAGCACGUGAUGGGAAGGGGCUAUUCUCUCCCUUUCUGGGUGUGGCUUGCAAGGAGCAAGGUCUUGGCAUCCCUAGCAAGACACAGAUACAGGGGAGGAUGGACUGUGGUGGGAUCCAGCCUCAGGAGUCAGUCCAGAGUGAUGGACGGGCUGAUGUCAUCUCCAAGGUACUGCCCUUUGGGUGCUGGCACAGUCACUGGGAUUUCUUGAAGCAUGGGAAACUGCAAGUGACUAGGUAUGGAAGGAAGCUCCUAGACCUUGUGUCCUCUGCACUGAGGCCUGAGGCUGCUGACAGUUGACACAGGGCCAUAGUGUUCAAUGCCCUUUUUUCUGUCAUCCAGGACAAGCUGGGGGGAGGGGGAGAGGCCAGUAUUGAGUGCCUGCGGCGUCUGCUACUACAUCUUCACUAUCCAGAACUUGUAACUAAAAUAUUUAAAGAGGCUGAUUUUGAAUGAAAAUUAAAGGGCAAAUGUUCUCAAA
Molecule: messenger RNA, 2772 nt
Organism: Microtus oregoni (creeping vole)
Lineage: Eukaryota; Metazoa; Chordata; Mammalia; Rodentia; Cricetidae
Gene: Dlst
Product: dihydrolipoamide S-succinyltransferase
Exons: 15
Coding region: 59-1426 (455 amino acids)
Biological process (GO): tricarboxylic acid cycle
Cellular component (GO): oxoglutarate dehydrogenase complex
Molecular function (GO): dihydrolipoyllysine-residue succinyltransferase activity
Source: RefSeq, a predicted model, not a curated record